CUGAUUUCAUUUCAUUGUCUCUCAUUUUGUCUUUCAUCAAAUCUCACAAAUCCAACAAAAAAAAAUAAAAAUGAACACUUCAAACCCAACACCAUCUUCUCCACCGGAAUCCACCGCCGACGACACCGAACCAUUCCUCGUCCGAACUCGCCGUUCCCUCCACCGCACACCACCACCACUCCGUACCGCUUCUCGUUUCAUCCGGCGUGCAAGCUCACAACGUAUGAUGCUCCGUGAACCAUCCAUACGUGUCCGAGAGAGGGCGGCAGUUGAGGUUGAAGAACGGCAGAGGGAAUGGGCUUAUUCAAAACCAGUGGUAGCACUUGACAUAGCGUGGAACUUGUCGUUUCUCGUUGUUAGUGUUGUCGUUUUGGGUUUGAGUAAUAAAGAGGAACCUUGUGUGCCUCUUAGGGUGUGGAUUUUGGGGUACUUGUUUCAGGGAUUGGUUCAUUCGUUGUCUGUUGUUUCAGAAUUUAGAAGAAGGAGAAUGGAUAGUGUUUUGGAAAAUUCUUCUGAUGAUUUGGAGAGUGGUCCAAGGUGGAGUUUGAGUUCUGAGAGUGAUUCUGAUGUUGAUUCUCAGCAGUUUUCAGAUAAUGAGGAAAAUAGUUACAUUACAUAUUAUACGCAAGAGUGA
Trifolium pratense (red clover) is the source of this 634-nucleotide messenger RNA. Its product is annotated as E3 ubiquitin-protein ligase At1g63170-like. The transcript has 2 exons. The record is from RefSeq and is a predicted model, not a curated record. Lineage: Eukaryota; Viridiplantae; Streptophyta; Magnoliopsida; Fabales; Fabaceae. Bases 71 to 634 code for a protein of 187 amino acids.